AUGAGUAUAAUUUGUACAAAGUUGUUUGAUCAAUUUAAUCAAUUAUACUCUUCUUUUAAUCCUUCAUACUUCAUUAUAGGUGUGACAGCAUUCAAUUAGGGAAUUCAGCAUUUAUCAGAUUUGGCUGUAAAUUACAUGCUAAAGGAUGAAUAUGGUUUGUCUCCAGCCAUGAUGGGAUUAUACUUAAGUUACACAACACUUCCAUGGAUGAUUAAACCAUUUUGGGGGAUCAUUACAGACUCGAAACCCUUUCUGGGCUACAGGAGAAAAUCUUAUAUAAUAUUAUUUGGGAUAUUGGAUGCAUUGGGUUGGAUAAUGAUGUCCAAAAACAAAGAUGGUAGUUUGGUUAGUGUGUUGCUGCUGUUAUUUUUGAUUCAACUCUCAAUAUGUUUUGUUAAUGUGGUAGGUGAGGCAAUAUUGGUGGAAGUCGCAGCUUAAGCAUCGAGAGAAUAACGAUAAAACAAUUUUCAACAUGGAGCAUCGAGGAAUGUGUCAAUAUUCUUUGGAGUAAGAGCUGUGGGUUCAUUGUUGAGUGCAUACUCGUCUGGAGCUCUGUUACAUUACUUCACUUAUUAAUAAAUAUUUAUGAUAACCUCAAUUUUUCCAAUGAUUCUCGUUUUUGUUUCAUUUUUUUAUUAAGAACAAAAGAUAGAUGUAAACUCUUUGGAUCAAAACGAUAGAAAAAACAACACUACCUAAUGUCUGAAGGACUUUUGGUAAUUUUUCAAGAAUCCUCUAAUUUAUAAGCCAGUAAUGCUAAUCUUUGCAUUUAUGAUGGCUCCCUCUAGUUCCACAAUUAUGUUUUUCUUUUAUACUGAAGUUCUUGGAUUCAAUCCAAAAUUUUUGGGAUAACUGAAAUUUAUGUAUGCUGUAGCUUCAAUUUCUGGAGUGUUAAUUUAUAACAAUUAUCUGAGAGACAUACAAUUUCGUAAGAUAUUCUUAGUUACAACAUUCCUCUAUUAUUUGUGUUAUUAAUCAAUAAUAAUCUUGGUGACUAGAAAGAAUGUUGAAUGGGGAAUCAACGAUAAGAUCUUUUGUAUCGGAGAUCAAGUGAUGUUGCAAUUUGUUGGGGAAUUGAACAUCAUGCCAGUCUUAGUGUUGGCUUGUAGAAUGUGUCCAAAACAUAUCGAAGCCACUAUGUAUGCUAUGUUAAUGAGCACGAUUAAUUUUGGUUCCAUGUUGGGAAGUUGGUUGGGAGCCCUGUUUUUGAUUUGGAUGAAGAUUGACUAGACAGACUACUCCAGAUUAUGGUUAUUUAUAGCGAUUACUGGGGUGUUUAUUUUGUUGCCUCUGCCUUGGCUUUAUGUAGUGAGAGAGGAUGAAAUUCUUAAAUAAAGAGAAAAACCUUUAGAGGAAGAAGAGAAAAAAGAAGUGUAAAGUUCUACCCCUAGUACUAGCAAACGCGAUGAAGUAGAGGAAAAGGUUCCAUUAUUAUAAAAUGAAGAUAAUCCCAAUUAAUGA
Paramecium tetraurelia is the source of this 1461-nucleotide messenger RNA. RefSeq lists its product as uncharacterized. The transcript has 4 exons. The record is from RefSeq and is a predicted model, not a curated record. Gene Ontology annotation, cellular component: membrane. NCBI's taxonomy places the organism in Eukaryota, Ciliophora, Oligohymenophorea, Peniculida, Parameciidae.